CCUCCCCUCCCCUCCCUUCCAUUAAAUCACCUCCCCUCCCCUCCCCUCCUUUGAACCAAACAUAGCAACUUACCCCCACCCUUUCUUCUUCACCGUCGUCUCCUAGAUUCCCACUUCAUCCUCCCCCUUUUCUUAUUAUUUCUCCCCUUUUUAUCUUCUCUAUGAAAUGACAACUCCAGCGUUGAAGCACAAUUUAUUGCCUCCAGGACUGGUCUCUAAUCUUCAGCAGGUCCUAUCGAGCCGCAGCAAGCCCGCCGGCGACGGCGUUGCGCCCAAGCCCGAUACAGGGGACGAUGACUUGGCCACGCGAUCGUCUUCGCGGGUUGGUCCCGGCGGCGAGAUUGAUUCCAGGCCGAUAAUUUUGGUUACGAGCAGUGAUGGGAUUGAGUCGCCUGGGCUUUCGUGCUUGGUUGAUGCUCUCGUUCGCGAAGGCGCUUACAAUGUCCACGUCGUUGCCCCUCAAUCGGAUAAGUCUAUGUCUGGGCAUUCAGUGUCGUUGAAGGAAACAGUUGAGGUGGUUUCAGCUGAAUUUAUCGGUGCCAUUGCUUAUGAAAUUUCUGGAACUCCAGUAGAUUGUGUGUCGUUAGCUUUGUCUGGUGCACUGUUUUCAUGGUCGAAGCCUCUAUUGGUAAUAAGUGGUAUCAACAAAGGCUCAAGCUGUGGUCACCAUAUGUUUUAUUCGGGUGUUGUUGCUGGAGCCAGGGAAGCCCUUAUAAAUGGCGUGCCAUCCAUAGCGAUAUCACUAGACUGGAAAAAGGAUGGAAGUCAAGAAAGUGACUUCAAGGAUGCUGUUACUGUGUGUUUACCUAUCAUAAAUGCGGCCAUAAGAGAUAUAGAGCAGGGAGCUUUCCCCAAAGGUUUCUCGUUGGACAUAGAAGUCCCAGCAUCACCCUUGACCAACAAGGGAAUAAAGAUUACAAAGAGAAGCUGUUGGAGGUCAACUCUUUGCUGGCAAGCCAUUUCGGGCACUAGGAAUCUAGCGGCUGCACGUUUUGGGGGCGGUCAGCCAGGCAUUGGCUUGCAGUUUGCCCAGCUUGGUCGUGAUGCAUCUGCUGCUGGUGCCGCUCGACGUUUGGCUACUCAAAAGAAAAAUAUUGAGGUUGUUGAAUCAGUUGGGGCUGUUGGGAGAUCUGAUUGUAAAAGGACGACCAAGUAUUUCCGUGCAGAGAUGCUUGACAAGGAACAAGAUGAAGAUGAUGAGGAUCUCGACUUUAGAGCUCUUGAAAAUGGCUUUGUCUCAGUUACUCCAUUCUCACCCUCAGUGAUAGAUUCUGAGAUUGAGACUGCAGCUUCGAUUUGGAUUUCGACUUUUCUGUCAACUGAAAACUAAGAGAACUUGCCGCAGAUAGAAUGAGUAAUUAACGUGUACAUUAUUGCAAUUGAAGCCGCAAAAGCUUGGUAAUGCCUGCACCAUUUUCUUUUUGUGCUCACGAGGCCGUGUUUUUAGAUAUAUUUACCUGAAAUUCCUGCUAUUUAGUUUCACCUUAUGCUCUUACCGUGUGCCGAAGCAAAUGCUUCGCCUAUUAACUUAUGUUUUGGGCAAUGUGUAGAUUUUGCCCGUUUCUCAUUAGUGAUAUGAAUAUUUUUUUAACAUCUAUUUGUGUGUGUGUGUGUGUGUGUAAACUUAGUUUUUCUCAAUUAAGUUUUGUGGUUUGGUUGGUUGUAUUUUUACUGGUGUAAUGACUAAUAUUUUUCCUUUUUUGCCAGUGUUUAUUAUGCUGAAAGUUUGUUUAGUUUUUGAUUUGUAAUAUGUUGGAUGCUUGUCAUAUUAUUCUCUCUUUUAUUGUUUUUUUAACUUUUUGAACUAAAUAUUUGAUAAUUUUCUCUAUAAAAUUAUCAAUUUACUUUGCGGGCUUACUUUUUUGGAGCUACGACCCACUUGUUUUCACUCAGAUUUAAAGUAUACAUGUAUGGUAAACAUCAUAAGUUAGUUUAUAACUUUGUUUAUUAGCGUAUAAACCUUCAAUAUUCACAUAAGUUCAGUUUAG
This is a messenger RNA of Striga asiatica, 1988 nucleotides long. NCBI's taxonomy places the organism in Eukaryota, Viridiplantae, Streptophyta, Magnoliopsida, Lamiales, Orobanchaceae. The record is from the annotation of a GenBank genome assembly.